Molecule: messenger RNA, 348 nt
Organism: Trichobilharzia regenti
Lineage: Eukaryota; Metazoa; Platyhelminthes; Trematoda; Strigeidida; Schistosomatidae
Source: the annotation of a GenBank genome assembly
AUGAAGAAGUCAGGUCAGAAAAGUCGUCUGUCAAGAUUCAAGAGAGCUUUGUAUAAUCCAGAGAAAAAAGAAUUUUUAGGAAGAACUUGCAGAGAAUGGGUCCUGGUCUUCAUAUUUUACGCAGUUUCUUACACCUUUCUGGCAGCUUUUUUCGUCGGGAUGUUAUCAGUUUUUCUUUAUGGGUGUCUAAAUAACAAUGUUCCAUCGUUAACAGGGAACAAAGCAUUCUCCGAGGUGGACCAGGAAUUGAGCUGGCAGUUAGACCGAAGCCCUAUAGCACUUUUAUUCAAGUUGCGGGAACCUCAUCUCCGAUCAAUAAAGAAUAUGUUAGCAAAUAUGAACAGUUAA